GUUGAUCAAAAUUGAGGCAUCAAUUAGGCCAUUAGCAUCAUUUAUUUAUCACGUUAAAGGUUAAGAAAUAUGAAAUUUAACUUAAAUAUUAGGGAAUAGUAUUUAUUGCAUCAAAACCACAAUGUUCGCAUCAACAUGGUCAACAGGAGGCUGAGGAGGAGGCCUUGACGGCAACAUUUUCAGAAACCUGGACCCAAUGAUCUGAUUUAUUUUACAAGAACUGACUAUGGAGGAAACAAAUAGUUAUGCCAGUGAUGAAGACGAAGACUUGUGUGUGGUGUGUUGUAAGGACAUUCAAAUAUGUAGCAUCAUGGAUUGCCAACAUACGAUAUGCCAUGAGUGCUCAACCAGAUUACGAGUCCUCUGCGGGAAGUUGGAAUGCCCAAUAUGCCGUCAAAAGACCACAGUGGCGCUGUUUUCCAGCCAGCGGGGCCCGUUCCAGAGCCUGUUCCGGCGCUCUCUGUACAUGGACGAGCGGUACCAGCUGGCGUUUGAGGACGCCGGCGCGCGCCAGGAGUUCGAGCAGCUGCUGGCGCACCAGUGUCCGCGCUGUGAUGGCGCCGGGCCGUUCGGUACGUUCGCGCAGCUGCAGCAGCACGUGGCCAGCGAGCACGAGCUCUUCUACUGCGACAUCUGUGUGACCCACCUCAAGCUGUUCAACAAGGAGCGCAAGCUGUACACCCGGGAGCUACUGGAGCGUCACCACCGAGAGGGCGAUGCCGGAGACGACUCCUACAGCGGUCACCCGCUGUGUGACCUCUGUCAGCAGAGGUUUGUGGACCACGAGGAGCUGUACAUGCACAUGCGCCGCGACCACUACCACUGCCACCUCUGUGAAGCCGACGGCCAGCGUGCCUUCUUCCGUGACGUGACGGAGCUGCAGACCCAUUUCCGGCGGAGCCACUAUCUCUGCGAGGAGGGAGAGUGUCGCGAGAAACGGCUCAUCGUCUUCCGCACAAACAUCGACCUGCAGGCACACCGGGCGUCGGUGCACGCGGAGGGCUCGUCGGGCGGUGUGGCGGGCGGCCGGCGCCGGCAGGGUCCGCCCGUGCUCACCCUGCAGUUCAGCUCCGCGCCGGCCGGACGACGACGCCGCGCAGAGAGGCGCGGCUCGCCGGACCUGCCCGUGCAGUCGCCCUCCCCGUCGGCCGCCCCGGUCCGUAUCGACAGCAGCCUCUCCGAGUUUCCGCCGCUCUCCCCCGCCGGCGCCGCGACGCACUCCACCUUCUCUUCCGCUUCCACCUCCGCUGUAACAUCGACAGGAGCCGCCACACCCACGUCUACAGCGCUCAGCUUCAAUAUGAACCGACGGCCAACUCACACCAACGUCACCAUCAACGUGAACCGCCGCACGACCGGCAGCAGCGGCGGCGGCGGGAGCGGUGCACAGGCCGGGGUGGGGUCGCCCACCGGGAGCCAGCCCCGCAUAUCUCAGGUCUCGUCGUCGGGUAACAUCACGAUGCAGAGUCCGACCAUGGAGCAGCCGCCGCUGAUCCGGGGCGGCCGCCUGGUCACCGACCUGGAGUCGCUCUACGGGACGCGGCAGGAGCCGGCCUCGCCGCCGCCGCCGCAGCAGCCGGGUACUCAGCAGGGACAACAGCAACAGCAGCAAACUCAGCAGCAACAGCAGCAAACUCAGCAUCAGGGGCAGGAGCAUCAGCAGCAAACUCCGCAGCAACAGCAGCAGCAGCAGCAGCAGCAAACUCCGCAGCAGCAGCCGGGACGGCGGCAGGGGCUGGCCGAGUCCCCGGUGGAAGAGGCGCCCCCUCCCACCCCUCCGCCACCUCCGGCGGCUGGUAACCCUGCCCCGCUCCCGCCCGCCUCCCCUCUCCCGCCGCUCUCCGCCCCGAGAAACUACUUCGGCACCAACAGCGUGCGGUUCUCGGUGGCCGGCGGCUGGCCGGCCCCGGCCGAGCUGCGGACGGCCGCCGUGCGGCAGCUGGCGGCCGGCGGCUGGCCGGCCCCGGCCGAGCUGCGGACGGCCACCGUGCGGCAGCUGGCGGCCGGCGAGUCGGCGGCGGCGGCCGAGCUGCGGCCGCGCUACUGUCCGCCGGAGAGCCUGCAGGCACGCAGCUGUCGACUGGUCAAACUGGCGCGCGACCUGUGCCGCUCCGAGGAGACGCUCAGGGACUUCCGGCAGCUCUCUGCCGAGUUCCGUUGCGGCCAGCUGGCGGCGGAGCCCUACUACGGCCGGUGUCUGAGUCUGCUCGGUCCGGAGCGGCUGGCGCGUCUCUUCCCCGAGCUGCUCGUCCUGCUGCCGGACAUCGACAAACAGACGGAGCUGCUGGCGGCGCACGAGGCGCUGAGUAAGGACGGUUCACACCGGCACAAGUUCCUGCGCUGUCCGACGUGCUGUCAGAUUCUGACGCUCUCCGACUGGGGCCGCCACUCGGCGAUCCACUUCCGGAACGGCGAGUUCCCGCCAGAGUGUCAGUAGCGACGACAGCGACACCUAUACUGCGAGACAGGGCGACAUCUGCAGGGCGAGAUCGGCAGUGCCUUACGGUGCCUUAUCAAAUGCGUUCUAUUGAUAGUUAUACGCCGAUUUAGCUGUGUAUCACGACCGUUUUUGUACUGACGCCAUCGCCACAAGUCGAUGUUGAGUUUGUGCGAUCCUAAAAGUGAUCUAAAGCUAGUCAUGAGCAGCUAAUAUUGCCAUCGUGGCCAGAAAGACGUUGCGUCUGUAACGUUCGAUGCAAUAUGUUACUUAGUUCGAAUACUUAGUUUUGAUUUUAGUGUUAUGUCCCGCUAUGGGUUUUUCUGUUUCGGAUAGUUGUCUAUUGUUAGCGCGUGACGCGUUUUCGUACCUUACUCGUGUUCGGCAGCUGCCGUUUCAGAUCUGUUUGGCGUUCAGAGCGCCCGUUUACACAAAGUGUUGUGUUCAGUUGUGAUGUGCUUGCCGAGCCUCUGCCUUCGGAGCUGCGAGUCCGCCGUUCUGGGCGGCUGCCUGGCCGGAAGUGCCUUAUUUAGUUGUUGUUUUUCGACACCAAGCGCUGGGUCGCUGCGCCGAGAUUUACCAGGAGCGGGCGGUAAGUGGGAAAUAUGUGCCACUGCCGCCCCCCCAGCUCCUCCGAGAGCUUACCCGACAUAAAUGAGCUUAUUGAUGAGUACAAGCUUUUGUGGCA
Messenger RNA from Amphibalanus amphitrite, 3125 nucleotides. Its product is annotated as E3 ubiquitin-protein ligase ZNF598-like. The record is from RefSeq and is a predicted model, not a curated record. The transcript is spliced from 10 exons. Bases 227 to 2437 code for a protein of 736 amino acids. Gene Ontology annotation, biological process: protein ubiquitination; rescue of stalled cytosolic ribosome. Gene Ontology annotation, molecular function: ribosome binding; ubiquitin protein ligase activity. NCBI's taxonomy places the organism in Eukaryota, Metazoa, Arthropoda, Thecostraca, Balanomorpha, Balanidae.